AUGCUGCCGCAGAAGUUGUCGUGCGACACCACAAAGCUGGAUCCUGAAUCCUGGGAGUGCGAUCCUGAGUCGGGGUGUGGUUUUGCAUCAGACUGCAAGGUCAGAUACUACUGCAAUUCCGACUUUCCCAACUCACUUUGCAACGCCUUGGGAGACAGCGGCUCCGCCAAUGUGGUGGGAGCAGUGACACCGGUGGCACCCGUCGAGUGUCCCAAUGACUGCAUGGUACAGACACCCGCUGCACUGCCCACCACUUGGACUACGACUUGGUCGAGUGUCAUGACCGAUGCCGGUGCAGGCACCGCUUGUGUCGGUGGUGACGACGUUGUCGCUUAUCUCACAGAAAGUGACACAUCGGGUUUGGACUAUCAACAAAUGGCCCGACUGUGUCUUGAUGAUCCGCAGUGCCAUGCCAUUGCUUUCAAGACUGCAUGUGAGAGUAUUGACUAUGGCUCAUUGUUGCAAGACAAAAAAGUCUCUGUGAAGGUCAAUGGCUCCAGCGAUGUCUCUCGCUGUAGCGGUUGCUAUGGUCUUGGCUGGACGGAAAAGUUGAAGCGAUACCAGAUGAGAUAUGCAAAACCUGGAGAAGGAGUGACACUCAGUGGUAAUGGGGUUGCGCCUGUGAGAGGUGGUGACGGAGAAAAAGCACAAAAUCACGAGUGGAAGGACUACUUCCGGUGCUAUGUCAAGGUUGGGACAACGACUUCGACGCAAACCACCACGGUGACCACCACGGUGACCACCACGGUGACCACCACGGUGACCACCACGGUGACCACCACGGUGACCACUUCGGUCACUUCCACUACACCGUUGUCUUUUGUGGUUGACCUUCUGUGGGAAGGGUAUACUUGUUCUCCAGCUGCACCUUGGUUGGGACAGACCGACACGGCUGAGGAAUGUGCCAAGCUUUGCCAGAAAUCACCCAAACCAUACAGCAUGUCCAGAAUUGUUUGGGUGAAAAAUGGUGACAAGAACUGCAAAUGUGCAGCUGAUGAUUGCACUCCUUCAGAAUGGCAGUGGGGAGCAGUCUACAGUUUCGAACUUUCCACUGGAACAACGACAACUUCCAUCCCAUCGAAUGGCUGGCUUCUUGUUCAAUCUGAUGGUGCUUGUCGUGGUGCUGCCCCCUCAGACAAUUCUGCUGCUUACUACGUGGUGAUCAGUGCAACGAGUUUUGAGGCCGUUGCCAAUGUCUCUGGCUUCGAAUGUUACCGCCGGGUGCAACACCCCGUCUUCUCGACCGUGGGUGCCGUCGGUGGUCCAGGCACAGCUCGCAGAGGUGAGAACACAUCGGACAUCUCGGCAUCGCAUUACAGCAAGGUCCUGGACCUGAACCGCAACCGCGUCGCGGAUCCAGGAAUCGGAUGCUUGGCCCAAGUGGUAUUGGAGUUGCCUUCCUUGACGGACCUGGAAGUGAUGCUUUUUGACAACCGAGUGGGGGAGGAUGGGGCUCGGCAACUGGCAGCUGCUAUGCGUGGCUUGAAAUUGUCUCGCCUUGUCCUGGGGCUCAACAGAAAUGCGGUGUCAGAAGCUGGCGUGCAGGACAUUGCGCAUGCGGUGACUUCCCAGAAACUUCGUGACCUGGAGCUGGAUCUGAGCGUCAGCAGCGUGGGCUGGCCAGGCGCUCAUGACCUUGGAAUGGCGAUCUCUUCCUUGGAGGGGCUUCAACAUUUGACCCUCGACCUGAACGUGAAUCAUGUAGGUUCUGCAGGGGCACGACUCCUAGCACAGGCAAUCUCAGCGCAACAAGCUUUGGUCAGCCUGCGUUUCCUGGCGUCUGGGAACCGCAUGCGUGAAGUAGGUGCCCGUGAAUUAUCGCAGGCCUUGACGUCACUGCGCCGCCUAGUCAGCUUGGAAAUGGAUGUCAGCGGCAAUGGUAUAGGUGAUACGGGUGCGUGCGACCUGGCACGUGCCGUGGGUUCAUUGGGAAGACUUUGCAGGCUCGUGGCAGACCUCCGGGGAAAUCUCGUCGGAGACCACGGAGAGCGCGAGCUCGCGCGCGCCGUUGCCGACUUGUCCAAGCUUGAGCGGCUGGAGCUGCGUCUGGCCGGAAAUGGACGGACGGGGGCUGGGCCCUGGCACCACGAGCUGAAGAAUGCAGUGCAGAAGCUGCAGACGGGUGGCUGCAUUUGUGACUUCUCAUACUGA
Molecule: messenger RNA, 2151 nt
Organism: Symbiodinium necroappetens
Lineage: Eukaryota; Dinophyceae; Suessiales; Symbiodiniaceae
Source: the annotation of a GenBank genome assembly